AUGACUCUCGGUCCUUACAACAUCAGCGAUAUCAUCCGUAACCCGUUCCUUAUUCUGGUCAUCUUGGGCUGUAGUCUGAUCCUCAUUCUGCUCAGCAAGAUGGCCUUGACAGCCCCCCCUGGCCAUUACUGGCGAGGAGCCAUCAUCCCUCAGUUCUUAGGUUGCCUCGACUGCCUAGUACUGUGGUAUGUCUUCAGCGGCUCAGACGCCUUCGUGCCCAUCGUUUUCGCCGUCCCUGCAAGUGGUCCCAUAUUUGGCGCUCUAUGGGUAUGGUGGGACAAGAGGCGUGAGGCCGCUAAAGCCCAGGCUCUGAGGGAAGCUGCUGCUGAGGUUGUUGAGAAAGUUGCCGACGCCUCACCUGUUGCUUCCACUAACUUCGACAGUAACCUGGCCACAAUGGAAAUCGGUCGCUCCCCUGGCUACCUCGAACCAGCAGUAAACUCUAUGAUAACCCCAAAUGGACGUGAAGGACUUGUGCAAACUGCGCAGCCUCCCUCGUCCUCCUCCCCUACUGCUGUUAUCCUCAUGCCGAGACUGUCUCUUGGUAGGAGCUUUGAACUUGAAGUUGACGACUUAGAAAGCGGAUAUGCUACUCCUCGAGAUUACAGGAUACGCACCUUCCCUCCCUUCCUCCCCAUCGAAGUGAGGGCUUUUGCCGCUACCGCAUGCGGUUAG
Molecule: messenger RNA, 675 nt
Organism: Perkinsus marinus ATCC 50983
Lineage: Eukaryota; Perkinsozoa; Perkinsida; Perkinsidae
Exons: 2
Coding region: 1-675 (224 amino acids)
Source: RefSeq, a predicted model, not a curated record